Molecule: messenger RNA, 1369 nt
Organism: Paramisgurnus dabryanus
Lineage: Eukaryota; Metazoa; Chordata; Actinopteri; Cypriniformes; Cobitidae
Source: RefSeq, a predicted model, not a curated record
AAGUGCGGUAGUAGUCAGCUGAUUAUAAGCAUAUGAUCCAGCAGGACGGGAAAACAUUUCAUCCAUUCGGUCUUUAAUUUGUGAAAAUAUAAGCCGAACUCGUCAUGCCUGGACGGGGGAAAUUAAUCGCCGUUAUCGGGGAUGAGGACACAUGUACCGGAUUCCUGCUUGGUGGUAUCGGAGAGCUUAAUAAAAACCGAAAGCCCAAUUUCUUGGUGGUGGAGAAGGACACUAGCAUCACAGAGAUAGAGGAGACAUUCAAGAGUUUCCUGGCUCGCAAUGACAUUGGCAUUAUCCUCAUCAACCAGUUCAUUGCAGAGAUGAUUCGUCAUGCCAUAGAUGCUCACAUGGAGUCCAUCCCUGCAGUGCUGGAGAUUCCUUCCAAAGAGCAUCCAUACGAUGCCUCCAAAGAUUCAAUCCUGCGCAGGGCCAAAGGCAUGUUCUCUGCAGAGGACUUCCGAUAAGCAGCUACCUCUGUGGGGUCAUGAUCUGGCCUGGGUAGAGCAGAGAAAAUGAGGGUUCGGUUGAUAGUGACCUGUAUAUGACGUGUGGUUUACCUUUGUUCUUCUCCAUCUUGUUGAGGCUGCAAACCAUAUUAUAAAGAUUAUAUAAUGUUAUUAUGUCCACUGUUGUUAAUGUGGCAUUGUGUGAUGUAAUUUUUAAUUCUUAUGUUUGAAGUAAAGGAUAUUGUUGUGUGUGUUUCUGGUGAUUAAUUGAUUUUAUUGUUUAAUAGACCUAUUUAAUCCCUAAAGUAAGAAACGCUGGUAAACAAAAUGCUAUUUCGGAAUUCAAGCUAUUGUGUAAACUAUCAUUUGUAAAAAGUUGAUAAUAUUGGAUUGCAUAAUCCACUUGAUUAAGGGUCUCCUUAAAUCUUACCCAAACUAAGUAGUUUUACAAAAAUAUGUACAGUAAAUGCUCUUGUUUGCUAUUACAGUGCACAACAUGACUUAAUUUACAAAGCAGACUGAAUAUGAAAAAAAAAAACGAUAUGUUAAUGCUGCAGAUUGCUUAACUCUUAUAAAAAGUUGUUAAAUGCCUCUGUAGUGGUCAGCCCAUUUCUGUUGUGAUGUGACUUCAUUUCUUAUUUUGUGAGUUUUGGUUUGCUUUGUAUAUUUCAUGAUUUUCCUGUUGACUGUACGUUUUCAUUCUUAGCAUAAGAAUAAAAACUUAGCUUAAUAAUAUGAUGUCAUAAAAACAAGAAUAAAAACUUAGCUUAAUAAUAUGAUGUCAUAAAAAUAUGUGUUAACUUAUGUCUUGAAGACUGUGAACCGCAGUUUAUUAAAAGUAAUGAAGUCUGAAACUUUUGCCAUUGGCGUUGUUUGAUGACUAACUUAGUUUUCUAAAUAAACUUAAGUUCAACACUUGUAAA